UCAUCAUCAUCAUCCUCUCUGAAUAAAGCUCUGCAGCUUCCAAAACACAACUUCAAUUUGGAAAAACAAUGGAAGUGAAUGAGAUGAGCAUAAUAAUACAGUUUCUAAGCUGUGUGUGUGUGUGUGUGUGUGUGUCAGUCAUUUGCUGUAAUAUGAGCAUAAGAGGUAAUUGCAGAUUUCAUAUCGGAGCCCAUUAUGCCAUUUUACCGCAUUAAUGUUUGAUGAGCAUCUGAUUACCUCCUUCCCCAGAACACGAUCAGCUCCAGAAUGAGUGAAGAUCUGCUGGAGACGCACGGGUUUCUGGGAUUGAUUUCACAGACGUACAUGUAUGUUUGACAUUAACCCACACGUCGAGCCCCUGAACCAGACGCUGUUAUUGGAGCAGGAAUCACACGGAUCACAGACGAUCCUCUUCUCUCCUCCACUGGCGGACGGAGCACAUGCUGGAACGGAUACCGGUCUGGACUGCCGCCUGUCUUCUCCUGCUCUCUCUGUGUCUGUGCUGGAUUAUUGUGCUGGAGCGUCUCAGAGGAGCUGAUCUUCAUCACAUCGGUCCGUCAGGGACUCAUCCAGCGCUCCGCUCCGGACUCCAGACUGCAGCUUCAUGGGAAAGACGCUGGAGCAGCACCAGAUGUACCCGUACUACACCUGCUACUACCCGCCCUACGCGCACAGCAAGCCAUAUGCCCCACCCCCUUAUCCGAUGGCCCCGCCCAGUCCAGGAAGCAGCAGCUGUAGUCAGAGUGCAGUGGAGCAGCUCAGCAAAACUAACCUGUAUAUACGAGGACUUCCACCUGGAACGACAGACCAGGACCUCAUCAAACUCUGCCAACCAUAUGGGAAAAUCGUGUCUACUAAGGCCAUCCUGGACAAGAACACAAACCAAUGCAAAGGUUAUGGUUUCGUGGACUUCGACUGUCCGGCAGCGGCUCAGAAGGCCGUUUUGUCUCUGAAGGCCACUGGUGUGCAAGCGCAGAUGGCAAAGCAGCAGGAGCAGGACCCCACUAACCUGUACCUGUCUAAUCUGCCCGUCUCUAUGGAUGAACAGGAGCUGGAGGCGGUGCUUCGACCCUUCGGUCAUGUGAUCUCCACACGGAUAUUACGAGACGCCAGCGGCGUGAGCAGAGGCGUCGGCUUCGCCAGGAUGGAGUCCACAGAGAAAUGUGAAGUUGUCAUACAAAAUUUCAAUGGAAAAUAUCUCAAAACUCCACCAGGCAUCGCAGGUCCGUCUGAGCCGCUGCUGUGCAAGUUUGCUGAUGGCGGUCAGAAGAAGAGACAAACCCAGAGUAAAUAUGCACAGAACGGCAGAGCGUGGAGGGAAGGAGAGACGGGAAUGACACUCACAUACGAGCCUGCCGUCAUGCAGAACGGGUUCUACUCUUCUCCAUAUAGUAUCACUACUAACCGGAUGAUCGCGCACGCAUCUAUCACUCCGUUCAUCACCGCUUCACCCAUGUCGACUUAUCAGGUUCAGAGUACAGCAUGGAUGCCCCAACAGCAGUAUGUGAUGCAACCGACAGGAGCGGUCAUCACUCCAGCAUUAGAUCACAGUGCCGUAUCGGUGCCACCAGCAGCCAUGAUGACUCCACUAACACAACAGAUGAACCAACUCACACUGGGAUCUGCUGCUAACUACAUGACUGCUCCAGCUGCUGUGGCUCCUAUGCAAGGAACAUUCAUCCAUCAGUUAACACCGCUCCCUCCGUCAGCACUUCCUGUAGAGGGUGUAGUAUCAGAAGCUCCUCCGCAGACGGUGGCUCCCUCAUCACAGGACGUCCACGUAGCACAGCAACAGAUCACCGUGGAAACCAGUGACCAUAUUCAACCCUGCUCCUACCAGUCCAAAUAGCGUCCUGAAGAGCUGAAUGUUGGUCAUCUCUCUCUUCCGAUGGAGGAUCAGACGCUCUGCACUGAAAACAUGGACUCACGAUGGACUUCAGGUGACCUCAGCACCAAACACACAGACUGGACUCAUUUCCUCCUGGACUAAAGCCGCUGAAGGACUUUAGGAGGUGAUGAGGAUUAUUUCAUGAUUUUCUUUUAUGUCUGUCGGACUGGAGUGUGGAUAGAUGCGGAUACGAUGUAGAAUUAUAAGAAGAACACGGACCGUCUUCCUCAGAUAUUAAGCUAUCACAUCUUCAUCUUCUGUUGAUUUUCUUCUGUCAAAUGUUGGAAUUUACAAAAACAUCUCUUGCCUUAAUUUGAAUCCAUCUUAAGACGCUGUAUUUGUGUGUGUAAAUCAUGGCAGAACUGAAUCCUCGUAUCACAUUUUCUUCAUUUGAAGGAUAACGAGGUCAUUAUAAUUUUCCUGACUGGAUUGCAUUUUUACUUACAUUACCUUUCACAAAGAGGAAAACAAGUACAGCAGUUUGCUGCAGUUUAUGAACAUGCUUUUUUAAUUUGUGAUCAUUUUACACUUUAGAUUUGACAUUUUUAAUCGACGUUAAUGUUUUAGCCUGCUUUGCUUGACGCACUUCAUAUAAUAAUUAGGAUAAAAGGAUUAAAAGCGUGAAGGAGCGGACGCAGGUAGUGUGAAUCCGUCUGAAGCAAUAGCAGAAGUAGUUGCAGUAGUUUUGUGUCGUUGUGAAGGAACGGCGGUCGUUUCUAAACCAAAGAUGAAGAAACUUCUCAAGCAGUUUGGCUCUUUCGCUCUGAAUAUGUCGAUGAUGAUGAUGAUGAUGAUGAUGAUGAUGAUGAUGUUUCUAGAGCUGCUAUUGUUGUUUUUUAUUAUUAUGGUUUUUAUUUGAAUAUUUUUAUUGUGGUAAACAAAUGAUUAUUGUUUUAUAUAAUUUAUGUACAAUCAUGAGCGCAUUUGAGCAGUAAAUGAGACAUGUGAUCAGA
Messenger RNA from Megalobrama amblycephala (Wuchang bream), 2841 nucleotides. Its product is annotated as RNA-binding motif, single-stranded-interacting protein 3-like. The record is from RefSeq and is a predicted model, not a curated record. Gene Ontology annotation, cellular component: nucleus; cytosol; ribonucleoprotein complex. The transcript is spliced from 15 exons. Gene Ontology annotation, molecular function: poly(A) binding; mRNA 3'-UTR binding; poly(U) RNA binding. Bases 605 to 1849 code for a protein of 414 amino acids. Lineage: Eukaryota; Metazoa; Chordata; Actinopteri; Cypriniformes; Xenocyprididae.